Messenger RNA from Frankliniella occidentalis (western flower thrips), 2100 nucleotides. RefSeq lists its product as uncharacterized. The transcript has 4 exons. Bases 1529 to 2056 code for a protein of 175 amino acids. The record is from RefSeq and is a predicted model, not a curated record. NCBI's taxonomy places the organism in Eukaryota, Metazoa, Arthropoda, Insecta, Thysanoptera, Thripidae.
UUUAAUUGUAUAGAUAUUUAUGCCUAGUCAUUUGCUUCAACUCAUGUCCUUAAUUUGUAUUUUCUGUCAUGGUUGUUCCAUUUCCAUUUGAAACAUUCACUUGAGGUUUUUCUUUACCUUUAAUGAAUCAAAUUUUUACUUCUUGACUCUUGUGAAUUCUCCAAACUUGUGAGCUGUGCUUGAGUCUGAUGUGGAUGAAAUUCACACUGACUUAUUUUCUUCAGAACUGGCUUAUGCUUGAGCAUUCCUCCGUAAAGUAACUGAAAUAUAUAGUUUGUAUUAUUUAAUGAAGUAUUAGAGUCUUUAAAGUGGUGUGCGUAAGUCCCUCAGACCAACAAAUGUGUUUUUAAAAACUGUACAUGCUAGUAUGGCCAUUUCCUUUAAUGCUAUUAUCUGAGUGAACAUAAGCAGCAAUUAUAUUCAACACCCUUUUAAAGCACUGAAGAAUUUAUAAGCCACUGUGCAUAGGAAUAAAAUUGUUGCCAAUUUUUUUUUUUAAUGAAAAGUGAUACUAUUAGUGAUACUUAAUCUGUGUUGUCUCUGUUCAAUCACAGGCAAAUGGUAUCUUGAUAAAAUAAAUAACUUCACAAUUCCUGAGUUUGCUUUCCCUUUGCCUGUGGUAUUUGUUUUAACUUUUACAUCUUAACUGCACAUUAAUCGUAAAUAGCACACCCAUAGGUUGGCUGUAAUUGUAGGAGUUGUGAUGUUCAGAUGUUACAUUUUGGUAGCUUUAGAGUACCUAUGUUAUGCUUCUGACCGAUCUGUAGGAUUCAUUGUGAAAAUAGCGUUAAGGCUAAGCAAAAGUCUCAACUAUAGGUGUUAUCUUUUUUUAAAAUUCAGCAUUUUUUUUUUUUUUAAUUUGCUCUUGGUUUACUGGGACAGAAGCCUGGAGCUGGUUAUCUCAGGCUAGUAAUUCAGUGUUGAGUUAGUAUAUGGAGGUAGGGAUCCUAUGGAUUUUGUGAUAAUGAAAAAUUUUAUAAAAUAUAGAUGGUGCAUAACUCAAUGUAUCAUUGGGUGAAUAGUUUUCCUAAUUUGUAUCAUAAUAUGUAUCAAAGAUGAAUCUCAAUAUGAGACGUUUUGACCUGUCUAUUGUGAUCUUAUACAAAAGAAUAUUUUCAAAAGAGCAUAUCAGCUGCACGGGGAGGCAAAAAACGCACGGCAUCUUACUGAAAACUUCUAUCUGCCAGAGCAAAUGUGUGUUACAAUAUGAGGAUUUUAUUUAUGUGUUAAUGUUUCUUUUUAUCUAUAACACUUUGUACAUUUCAUUGUUAAGAGUUUAUCUGUUUGCGCUUGUGGAAGCCGUGUAUGAAUAAAUGCAUAUAUCUAUCGACUCUUUGGUUUGUUGGAGCAUGGUUGGAGCCUGAACCUGAAAAGCCAAGUCUUCGUUUGAAGUCGGGGUUGGUCUCGGGCUCGGUGUUGGUACACCUGCUUGCCGCCGGGCAGAGGCGUGAGAGAGGUUGGAGGAUAGCCACGUGAAAAUUGGCACUUCGUCCACAGAACUGUUAUUCUUGUUUCUUUCCGUACUGAUAUGGAUCAAAACCGAGGAGCGAGGGGGACUAAAGACGGCCAUGGAAUCGAGCUGCUGUCAAAAUACCACCAGGAGAACGUGGCACGACUCGAGAGGGCUGCUAGGGAGAGGUGCAUGCUGGCGGGAUCGCUGGUCACGAAGCAGGUGUCGCAGAGGGCCGCCCUGGAGGUGGAACGAGCCCAACUGGCGGCACUCAGGCUCAAGCUCUCCAGGUCCGCGGCCGCGGCGGAAGGGCCCGGGCGGCCCGCGACCCGCGACGCCUCCACCCAGACGGAGGACGACGCGGACCUGGUGCUGCGCACAGAGGCGGCGCGUCUCAGGGCCGAGCGGGACCGGCUGCGCGAGAAGACUCGCGGCAUGGCCAAGAACACCGCCAGCAGAGUGGAGCUGCUCAUGAAGCGCAAUGCCUUCCUUCUUGCGAAGAAGCAGCGCGACCUGCAGCGCGCCAGCACGGAGCGCGCGGCCCAGGAGCAGCGCGUGCGGCAGCUCCAGGAGCGCCUGGCCGGCUUGCGAGCCGGGCGCAACUAACUUAGCGUGGAGAUUAGCGGUGCACCAUAAACGUCUCACGCUUC